GGCCGUGAACUCGCACGGCUUUCCUUCUGCCCGCGGCCGCCCGACCCGCUCGCUCCCGCUGGAGGCCUGCCCUCUGCACCCGGAGCACUGGGGUCAGUGUAAUAGUUAAUGCUGGCGAAGCAGUUUGGAAGGGAUAAGUGCUGUGUAAGCACCCGGUCUCCUAAGUCUCUCUGUUUCCAGAGCGUGAACCCCCACAGCCCGGCUGUGUGUGUGCAGAUAAUCGCCCCGACCACAAAGUGCUGGCUCAGACCAACUCCGUUCUGCGGGCGCUUGGAGGAGGGGGAAGGAGGGGCUCAGCAGGAUUUGUCCGAGGUUCCACGGACGGAAAGCACCAAGCCUUGUCCUUUGGAAUGCAGAGGGGCUUGCGGUGAAGCAUAGGCAGCGCUUUGUCUCUCCUGGGCUGAGCGGUGCCGCUGUGCUGCACACUGCUGGCAGUGCUGCUCUUCCUGGCCUCUUGGCGAUGGGCACUUAAUGGAUCAGAAAGGGAAUGUGGGCAUGCUGGCUCACUUCUGCAGUGCCUCUCACAGAACUGAGCACAUCUGUCUGCUCAGCUUCUGGAAGCAGGCUGGGGAUGAGCCCUGGUGGCUGUGGGCCCUGAAGACCCUGAUACGUGCCAGGCUGUUAGAGUGGCUCUGUGGCUCCAGCAACCACAGCAGCUUCCCUGUCUGAUGCUCACCUCAUAGAUGGGCACAAAGCAGUUCCCGUUGUACCUCUGGCCCAAGGGACUUGUGUUCAGCUGCAGCCGUGGCACAGAGCCCACUGGGCAGUGCUGGAGCUGGCAGAGCACGGUGGGGAGUUUAGCACCAGCAGGACUGGGGGUCGGCACUUCCCCAAAAUGAUGAAGCCACCCUGCGCUGCGCGGCUGGCGUCCCCGAGCCCUUCAUCCUCCUGUUUGCUGUGUCUCCUCCCAGCUGUGGGCUCACAAGGGGUGGCGGCUGGUGGGAUAUAUAAACGUAGGGGAGUCUGAGCCAGCUCAGAAGAAACUCCUGGAGCUGCUGGUGUUCUCUCUCCCUCCCUUCACGUGAUUCAGUUUCCCCAGACCAGAGAAGCCGAAGACAAGUCAUACUGUGCGAGAUGGCUGCCGGCAGCCGCCUCCUCCUCCUCCUGCUCCUGCUGCCCUGGCUGGCCGCAGCCUCGCACAGCCCUCCCGGCUGCAAGAUCCGGAUUACCUCCAAGGGGCUGGACCUCGUGAAGCAGGAGGGUCUGCGCUUCGUGGAGCAGGAGCUGGAGAACAUCACAGUGUCAGACCUGCACGGGAAGGAGGGGCAGUUCCACUACAACAUCAGCCAGGUCAAGGUGAUGGACCUGCAGCUGCCAUUUUCCAACCUGCACUUCCAGCCGCAACAGAACCUCGCCUUCGACAUCAACAACGCUUCCAUCAGCCUGCGCUUCAGGCGGCAGCUGCUCUACUGGUUCUUCUACGACAUUGGAUCCAUCAAUGCUUCUGCUGAUGGUGUCCACAUCCAUACUGUGCUGCAGCUGGCCAAGGAUGAGGUUGGACGCCUCAAGAUUUCCAACAUGUCCUGCAAUGCCUCCAUUGCCAGAAUGCACGCAGGAUUCUCUGGCACACUCAGGAAGGUCUAUGAGUUCCUGAGCACCUUCAUUGUCACAGGGAUGCGCUUCCUCCUCAGCCAGCAGAUCUGCCCAUCCCUGGAGCAUGCCAGCCUGGUGCUGCUGAACUCCUUGCUGGACACAGUGCCAGUAAGGAACUACGUGGAUGAGCACAUUGGGAUUGACUACUCCCUGCUCCGUGAUCCAGCUGUCUCCCCAGAAACCCUCGACCUGGACUUCAAGGGCAUGUUCUUCUAUCGUGCGAGGGAGGACCAGGAGCUGGAGAACCACGCGGUGGAGCCGGUGAUCAAGGAGACUGAGCGCAUGGUUUACGUUGCCUUCUCUGAGUACUUCUUUGACUCAGCCAUGCACGCAUACUUCCAGGCGGGUGUGCUGGCCAUAGAGCUUGAGGGGGAGAAGGUACCCAAGGACCUGGAGGUUCUGCUGAGAGCCACCUUCUUUGGGACCAUCUUCAUGCUGAACCCUGCUGUGGUGGAUGCUCCCUUGCGGCUGGUGCUUCAGGUGUCAGCUCCCCCCCGCUGUGUGAUCAAACCCUCGGGGACCUCCGUCUCUGUCUCUGCCUUCCUCAACAUCUCGCUGGUACCUGCAGACCGCCCUGCUGUCCAGCUUUCCAGCAUGGCCAUGGAAUCAAAGCUGAGUGCCAAGGUGUACCUGCAAGGGAAGGCACUGCGCGUGCAGCUGGACCUGCGACGGUUCCGCAUCUAUUCCAAGCAGUCAGCACUGGAAUCUCUGGCGCUGUUCUCACUGCAGGCCCCACUGAAAACUCUGCUGCAGCUGACAAUCAUGCCCAUCAUUAACGAGAGGACAAAGAAGGGUGUGCAGAUUCCUCUGCCAGAAGGCAUGGACUUCACCAGGGAGGUGGUCACCAAUCACGCGGGAUUUCUCAUAGUGGGAGCUGAUCUCCACUUCUCCAAGGGGCUGCGGGAAGUGAUAGAGAAGUACCGCUCCACCCCUGCAGUCCCUGCUGAGCCCACAGUGCAGCCCACAGCAGCCAACACAGACCCCCACCAGCUGUAGCUCUGCUUACUUGCUCCUUCACCCUGGACAAAGGUCAGAUCCUGGGCUGGACCCAUAGGCUGUAGGUAGGAAGCAACAUCCCCAAUACCACUCACACAUCCUGCAGGGCAUCUGCACCCAGGUGGGCAGCAGCAAGGUGGAGACAGCUGCUCUGGGAAUCCCUGUUGCACCCCUUCUCGUAAACUAAUAAACCACUGAAUGCUA
Centrocercus urophasianus (Greater sage-grouse) is the source of this 2793-nucleotide messenger RNA. RefSeq names its product phospholipid transfer protein (gene PLTP). Gene Ontology annotation, molecular function: phosphatidic acid transfer activity; phosphatidylethanolamine transfer activity; phosphatidic acid binding. The coding region runs from base 1075 to 2589 and encodes 504 amino acids. The transcript is spliced from 16 exons. Gene Ontology annotation, biological process: high-density lipoprotein particle remodeling; ceramide transport; phospholipid transport. Lineage: Eukaryota; Metazoa; Chordata; Aves; Galliformes; Phasianidae. The record is from RefSeq and is a predicted model, not a curated record.